AUGGGCUGUGAUCAAAUAUGCAUGCUAUUUUGCUUUCUGUGUUGCGAGUCUGGUACCCCAGACUUUACCAAGCAAGAAUGCUUAGAUAUCCUGAAUGAAAUACGAGCUAAAGCACACAUGCAUCUAGAAGUAAUCAAAAGAGAACAGGCACAGAAAUCUCUAGACGAUUUGAAAAGAGCAGAACCUAAUUUCUUUGAAAAAGACUUUCAGAACAUUACUAGGGACGCCACAGAUGAAAUUUUAUAUCGACUUAUAUGGGAAUUCAAAUUUUCAGCAAUUUACCUGUGUAACUAUCAUACAAUCCACAUGUUCCUUAGAUUAAGUAGCUAUGAAAAGGAACCGGAAGAGAAGUGUGUCCUUAAUAAAAACCAAAAUUUUGAUUCAUGUCUUAUACAUCGUCUUCAGUUGGAUAUACUGACUCAUAAGACCAUAAAGGAUACGGAUAUGUGCAACGAAAUAUCUCAGAUAUUACACGUCCCAGGAAACAUAAUAAAAGAGAGUAAAGUUAGGCGAGAAGAAUUUGUGAGGAAUUUACAACAGUGUGGCGAGAAAAUAUAUGACAGAUCUAGAACACAUCACAAAUCUCAACACGUCAAAUGGCUAAAGAAAUAUUAUAGACUAAAGACUGUAAGAUCUUGUAUUGGUCUACAUCACCAUUCUGAUAUAUAUAUCAUCAACACUCAAGCAUAUAGAGAACACAGUGUCUAUCAUGAUUUUUCAUCGAUGGAAAGAUGUUUGAUAUACUCCUUGCUGUUUGCUGAAGAAUAUAAAAUUAAACUUAAUCACGACACAUCUAAACGUAUAUUGACGAAAAUCAGAGAUGCUUUUUUCCCUAAGCAUUCAUUACCUAGAGACAACUGUAAAAUGCCAAAACCAAUCGUUAAAAACAAGAAUGGUGAAUUAACUUUCAUCUCAGCUGACAUUCGUCACAAAGUAAUGUAUGCAUUUGUUACUGAAUGUCUUAUAGAAGACGAUGAUUUGGAGUUUUUCCUGACUGAAGCACCAAAAAACGUAAUAUUCGAGUAUUGCAGGUCCUGGAAUUAUAAAAGGAAAGACGGAGAGAGAUGUCUGUAUGUGCCAACUGACAUGUAUGACCGUCUUAUAGAAAAACUAGAUCUUGAUAUCAUAAAACAUUGCACACUAUCAGAUUGGACUUUUCAGAACAGUGUCGCUAAAAAAUUGAACGUUCCAUUAGAAAUAUUAAAUUGGCACCAGAAAGUAAGAGAGCAAUACGUUGAAUACGCUAGAAAAGAAACACAUACAGUGCAUCACUCAAGAUGUAUGCUUGUGGGAUGCGCUGGAGCCGGCAAGACCACGCUACUGAAGCGACUUCUCAAACACAGUGAGGACAAUAUUCUGCAUGUAACGACGACGGAAGGGCUAGAAAUUCAUGAAGAUAUACUCGAAAUUUCUGGAGAAUUUUUCAAGGGUAGGACCUGA
Messenger RNA from Saccostrea cuccullata (small rock oyster), 1440 nucleotides. RefSeq lists its product as uncharacterized. NCBI's taxonomy places the organism in Eukaryota, Metazoa, Mollusca, Bivalvia, Ostreida, Ostreidae. The transcript is spliced from 4 exons. The record is from RefSeq and is a predicted model, not a curated record. Bases 1 to 1440 code for a protein of 479 amino acids.